Molecule: messenger RNA, 269 nt
Organism: Eufriesea mexicana
Lineage: Eukaryota; Metazoa; Arthropoda; Insecta; Hymenoptera; Apidae
Product: myeloma-overexpressed gene 2 protein homolog
Exons: 3
Coding region: 90-269 (59 amino acids)
Source: RefSeq, a predicted model, not a curated record
UUACUGCGUUGCGGUUUGUUGAUAGUGUUUCAGAAUAUAGUUUUACGAAAGAUUUACACGGUUUUUGCUCAAUUCAAAUUUAUAACAAAAUGAAGCCUAAUACUCUUGUAGCCGAUGAAAUGUUUCCAGAAGGUGGUGGAUCUUAUAUCGAAUUAGAAGAGGUCGGAGGUAGUCGUUUAUUAGUUGACUUAACUGCAAGUGAAAAAGCAGUACAUGCAGACUUUUUCAAUGAUUUCAAUGACUUAUACGACGAUGAUGAUCUCGAAUAA